Colossoma macropomum (tambaqui) is the source of this 1392-nucleotide messenger RNA. RefSeq names its product olfactory receptor 4S1-like. Lineage: Eukaryota; Metazoa; Chordata; Actinopteri; Characiformes; Serrasalmidae. The coding region runs from base 1 to 948 and encodes 315 amino acids. The record is from RefSeq and is a predicted model, not a curated record. The transcript has a single exon. Gene Ontology annotation, biological process: G protein-coupled receptor signaling pathway. Gene Ontology annotation, molecular function: G protein-coupled receptor activity; olfactory receptor activity. Gene Ontology annotation, cellular component: membrane.
AUGCUGGACAAUUCCUCUAAAGAGUUCAUGUUUGUGCUUCAUGGACUGAAUGACUCAAGGACAAACAAACACAUUUACUUUGCGUUUGGUCUUGUUGUUUAUAUUGUGACUCUGUUUGUGAAUCUGACUCUAAUUAUCACAAUCAUUCUGGAAAAAACACUUCAUGAACCCAUGUAUCUGUUUAUAUGCAAUUUGUAUGUGAAUGGAAUAUGUGGUGCUUCUGCUUUCUAUCCAAAGAUUCUUGCUGAUCUUUUUUCAGACUCUCAUGUUAUUUCAUAUACAGGGUGCCUGUUACAAAUGUACAUCAUUUACUGUUAUCUUUUCUGUGAAUUCACAUGUUUAACAGCCAUGGCAUAUGACCGAUAUGUAGCCAUUUGUAAGCCUUUAGAAUAUCACAACAUUAUGACAUACAAGACAGUGGUAAAUUUGCUGGUUUUUAUCUGGCUAUUUUCCUUACUACAGGUAUCUGUUGCAACUGUACUGACAGUGCAAACACCUUUAUGUGGUAAUGACAUUGACAAGCUUUACUGCUUUAACUGGGAUGUUGUUAAGCUUUCCUGCACAGAUGUCACUGUGCACAAUAUAUAUGGGUACAUUGUAAUGUUUUUUCAGGUUUUUCAAGCUGUGUUCAUAAUUAUUUCAUACAUUUGCAUCAUCAGGGCUGCGUUGAAGUCCAAGACAGAGCGAGUUAAAUUCAUGCAGACUUGUCUGCCACAUUUAAUCACCCUCAUGAACUUCACCAUUUCUGUGUUAUUUGAUGUUUUGUGUGCUCGCUAUGGCAAAGGUCAGGAACUGCAAGCUCUGCGCAACAUCUUGGGAACAGAGUUUCUUGUUGUGCCUCCUCUCCUAAACCCCAUCAUAUACGGGUUAAAAAUGAAUCAGAUACGUUUCCGGUUUAUGCAACUGUACAGUUACAGACUCAAAGCAGUGGAACAGAGCUUAAAUUGAUUCUAGACAGAUUGUUUUUCUUAAUGCAGGUCCUGUAGAGGAACCUUGAUAUCAAUUUCUUCAGACAAGAACAGAUCUGAUAUGAAUGGCAUGACACAGCUGCAUUUCAGAUAUGAAUACAGCAGUGGAGGUGUCCACUACUAAAGAGCAGUUUUCUCUGGGAGUUUCCAGACCUUAGAAUUAAACAUUUACGUCUGGCAUAUGUGAUAUAACCUGGAUGGAAGAAUAAGCAUCAACAUUAGGGGUAUAACAAUGUGAACAUUGUGAAAACAUUGUGAUGACAAUGCAUUGUGGGGAACGGACAUUCUAUUAAUUGCAAUUGAAUGCAACCUCAUUGUUUGAAAAUCAAAGCUUACAAAUGAUCAGCACCAACAACUCACUCCGGCAGUCCUCCUGCCCACCAGCUUUACUGUCAUUAGCAAGUUGUGCAACAACAUUAUUAUA